CGUACAAAUAAUCCUUGGCUUAUAUCACGUCAUGAUAAGAUUCAGUUUUUAUACAUCAUCGGAGAAGCCUGCUAACCUAAUACUUUAAAAUUCUUUCCUGGUACAGAGUCUUGUUUGAUUCCUUCUGUAUGAUAUUUGUUUUUACGUGAAAUUACCUUUGUUUAUUCUGCGGGCUUCCUACUGUUGCUUUUACUUGCGAAGGUUGUUCUUUGGAAAACACAGGGAUUCUACUCAAGGUGCGUGGUUUAUCAUUCCUUGCUGCAAAGCCGGGAGGGCACUGGAAAGCUCUCGAAUGAGUUGAUGGAAUUUCCUGUCCACGCUUCGUUGCAAAUUGAGGAAAAGAACAUUUUCUCUUCUGCUUAGGAAGACUAUUAAACAGGCAUCACAUUUAACAUAAAAUUCCUGGUACACCAUGGUGGCGGUUACAACACAUCUAGUACUGUUUAGCUUGUCAUUAGGUGUGUGUUUAUCUACUACAAUCAUAGCAGGUCCAAAAGAUGCCUUUGUUUUGCUUAACGCCGAUGCUGCGUUCAACUGCACAGUGUCAGUACCUUGGAGUGUUAUCAUCUGGUUAAUGGACUCGAGACCCAUCCUUACUGUUGUAGGAGAAGGACCAAUUAUAACAGAUCCUCAAUUUGGGCAACAAAAUUACUCAACUGAGACCACUUUUACUUCAGAACUUAUCAUCUCAUCAGUGACCAUGAAAGAAAACAUGACCGUGAGGUGCAGUAUCCAAACCGACGGAUAUAAAGAGGCAUUUUUGUUUGUACAGGUUGACGGACCUCUAUAUUUUGAGAAGAUGAUUUCAUCUGUUGUGGUAAACCAUGCCACGGAUGUCGUCUGUAAGGCAGAAGGCUGGAAUCCUGCACCGACCAUUAGUUGGAAAAAUAAUGGAACAAUGGUUGAUUCGAAAAUGUACAACACUACUACCCAACAGUCUUCAGAAAAUCUCUACAAUACCAUCAGCAUUUUAAACCUGACCCUUAGUGCUAAUGCCAAGAUCAUCUGUCUGGCUGAGAUCAAAGCUCUUCCUCAGCCUAAAUCUGCUGAACUAUCCAUCACUGUGAAACCAUUUUUGACUUUUACAGCUGGUAUGGAUCAGACCUGGCUAAUUAUUGCCAUUGUGGUGCCAAUCGUUGUGGCCAUCCUGCUUAUCAUACUCAUCAUUGUGAUUGUUAUCUGCAUAAGGCGAAGAAAGCAAGAUGAAACAAGCUACCAGAAUGAGUUAAAGAAAAUGUCAAUGAAGAAACCCUUUGAGACGACUGCAGAUGGUGUGGAAAACAUGGGAAUGUCAACUGAAAGUGUAUAUGAUUUGCAGUACCCUUCAGGUUUGACUUCACCCUACUGGAUUAAUACAUGGUCUGAAGACAAGAGCAGCAAUAUCUUGGAGACCCCUACAAUUCCAGCCGAUUAUCGUGAAGUCCAGAGGAAAACACAAAAUGAACCUACGAAAUUUCCCUGGUACCCACAGAAAACCAGACAUGUGACCGCUGUGUAAUGAGAAUGACCGUGCUUCUGAGGCGUUUUUGUAUUUAAUGGCUUUAUUUAGGUAUUUUACUGGGUUUUGCAAUAGAAAUGAAAACUACUUUGGAAGCAUUGUGAAUUUGAAUGUUACUGAUUGGUGGAGUCACUUAUUAAUGGGGAAAGAUUUCUUGGUGGAAACAGAUGGAAUCCCAGUUAGUGCCAAGUGAAUCAAGCAUCAAUGUGCCAUGCCUAUUCGUUUUUAUCUAGAGAUACAGUACGGCAACAGGCCAUUCGGCCCAAUGAGUCUGCAUCGCCCAUUUACCCCCAUGGGACUAAUUAACCUACUAACCCAUACUUCCUUGGAAUGUGGGAGGAAACCAGAGCAUCAGGAGGAAACCCAUGCGGUCACAGGGAGAAUGUACAAACUCCUUACAGGGAGCGUUGGGAAUUAAACCCAGGUCGCUGGCACUGUAAGGAGUUAUGCUAGCCACUAUGCUACCAUGCUGCCCCAGUACGAUAGACAUGAAUCUAAACGCAAGGAUGGUUGGUUCUCUCCUUUCCCACAGAGAGAUUGUGCUUAUGAAGGACAAAACUUGCUUCAUUGUGCUUGUACUUUUCGGAGUAUGAGGUAUUUAAAUUGCUCAUGAAUCACUGCGCACUGGUGCUAAGUAAAAGAGACUGAUAUUGACCUUAAACUUGCACUUCCAGGUCAAAUUGCACGGUCCCCUUGUCCAGUCAGAAUGCCCGCUUGGAUUCUACCCUUGUAGAACACUGGGAGGCGGAAUGUCUUCUCUGCGUAAAAUUCAAACACUCUUUUUUACUGCCUACCAUAUCACUCCAGAUCAGGUUGACUCCCUCCUUCUCUGCGUCACUCUGCCACUGACAUUCAAACUCCAUGUUCUAUUCAUCGCCAUGGCAACAAGCCUUGAUUGCUCUUAUUCCACUGUCCCUUCCGUCCCUAGCAGUAACCUGAUGCAGGGAUUGCCUUUCUGUAAGUACCCCACUUCCCUCCCCACACUAGGUUUUCAGUCUGUUGGAUCAGAUUUCUAAAGAACUUCCAUACAUGGAGCAAUUUUCACAAGCUAGGGGCAUGAGCUGGUGAAAAACCAUCCAUUGCAAUGUUGGAAAUACAGCUUCAGACAUGUGCAUUGUGGGCACUUGCAAAUAGAAACACCCCCAUAGCCAGAAAGCAAGGGUAAAAAUCUUUUCUUGGCUGGCAUUUUUAAGUAUUCUCUAUGUACACUGGGUGUUAUAUACUGUCAAAGUUAGUGUUGUCGAAAAGAAUAGGCCAAGGCAUUUGGGAGAAAGUCAGACCUUGUUUCUGUACUGUAUAAUUCUUCAUAAGCCUAUUGUAUUCCUUUAUUUUCCUGUAAAUGCCUGCAAAAAAAUGAAUCUCAAGGUAGUGUAUGCUAAUGUAUACAUAUUUUUAUAAUAAAAUUUACUUUGACUUCGAAUGUCCUGCUUGAAAAACAGAUGACUGGCUCUUAAGAUUACCCAUCAGGAUCUGAUAAAGGAAACAUAUCUGCUGGGCCUCCUACUGAUUGUCAGCACUUCAACAAGUUUCCCCAAAGAAAUCUCCUUUCCCGUUCUGAGAUGUCGGUCCUUGGCGUCCUCUUGUACUAAGAUGAGGCCACCCUCAGGGUGGAGGAGCAACACCUUAUACUCUGGGUAGCCUCCAACCUGAUGCAUUGAAUAUUGAUUUCUCCUUCUGAAAAAGAAAUCCCUCCCCCUCCCCUCUUCUAUUACCCACUUUGGCCUCUUACCACUUCUUACCUCCCUAGCACUUCCCACGAUCCCCUCCUCCUUGCCUUUCUCCUAUAGUUUACUCUCCUCUCCUAUCAGAUUCCUUCCUCUCCAGCCCUUCAUCUUUUCUACCCACCUGACUUCACCUGUCACCUUUGAGCUAUCCUCCUUCCCCUCCGCCACCCUUUUAUUCUGGUGUUUUCCCCUUUCCUUUCCAGUCUUGGAGAAGGGUCUUGGCAUGAAACGUUGACUGUUUCUUCAUUUCCACAGAUGCUGUUGACCUGCUAAGUUCCUCCAGCAUUUUAUGUGUGUUGCUUUGGAUUUCCAGUAUCUGCAAACUUUUGUGUGUUUAAAAUCUCCAUUAUUUAUCUCACUGUAUUGCCUUUCCU
Molecule: messenger RNA, 3596 nt
Organism: Mobula hypostoma (lesser devil ray)
Lineage: Eukaryota; Metazoa; Chordata; Chondrichthyes; Myliobatiformes; Myliobatidae
Product: immunoglobulin superfamily member 5-like
Exons: 9
Coding region: 413-1498 (361 amino acids)
Biological process (GO): cell-cell adhesion
Cellular component (GO): bicellular tight junction; cell surface
Source: RefSeq, a predicted model, not a curated record